GUCUUUUUAUUCCACUUGUAUGUGCCAUCUUAAGCUGAGAUUCUCUCUGUGUAUUUGUUAUAUUUGGCUUCCAUUUCCAACAAGCUCGUAACAUCAAGAACACUAUAAUUAGAAACCCAGGUCGUUGAUCCGUGAGGCCAAUGUUUCCAGCUCCAGUCAUGUCAAAUUUAACUUCAUUAACGGAAGAAGCUAGCUGUGCUUCUUUUGCUAGCUUAUAUCCACUAGCGCCGUCGAACAUCGUGUCUCCUGCAACUGAUCAGCAACCUCAGAAGAUCAAGAAGAAAAGAAACCUCCCUGGAAACCCCGACCCGGAUGCCGAGGUGAUCGCGCUAUCGCCAAAGACACUACUAGCCACCAACAGAUUCGUCUGUGAAAUCUGCAACAAAGGGUUUCAAAGGGACCAAAAUCUGCAGCUACACAGGAGGGGUCACAAUCUUCCCUGGAAAUUAAAGCAGAGAAACAACAAAAUUCCGAUAAAAAAGAAAGCUUAUGUUUGCCCCGAGCCUUCAUGUGUGCAUCACAAUCCGUCAAGAGCUCUCGGAGAUCUUACAGGGAUCAAGAAACACUUCAGCAGGAAACACGGGGAGAAGAAAUGGAAGUGCGAGAAGUGCUCAAAGAUUUACGCAGUUCAAUCGGAUUGGAAAGCUCACACUAAAACAUGUGGAACCAGAGAGUACAUGUGUGAUUGUGGGACUCUUUUCUCCAGGAAAGAUAGCUUCGUCACUCAUCGAGCAUUCUGUGAUGCCUUAGCUGAAGAAACCGCCAGACUCUCUGCAGCAAAUAAUGUCCCUAUACUAAUGUCAUCAUCGACCACAUCACCAUUGCUCGCAACUCCUCCUCCUCCUCUGCCAGAUCAGCCGCAGCAGCACCACCCUUUCUCGAUUCUCUCUAACCCUAAUUUCUUCAGCACCAAAUUGCCCGAAGAGCAUAAACAAAAAAACGUCGAAAAUGAUCCACAGUUCCGGUUCUCACUAAGCCCUUGUGACGACCUACUGACUCGAAACCCUAAUCUCAGCCCUAAUUACGGGCUCAAUAAUAUGAUCAAGCGUGAAACAAACGAGAUCAGUCACAUUAAUUCUUCACCGCUAUCCACAUUCUACCAAGACAUUACUACGCCGCCAGCUUACACGAACUCGAUGAUGACGUCAUCUCCUUUUCGGAGCCUCCCACAAGGACUUGCCACCUCAUCAGCCCAUCUCUCGGCCACCGCGCUCCUCCAGAAGGCCGCGACGAUGGGACCAAAGCCAGCCACCAUGAGCCGCAAUGUGGGCCAUGUAGGCUCCCCAAUCGCCCCGGACUACGCGGAUAAUUAUGCCACGUGGCAGCACAAGAGUGAGCAUGGCAUGACAAGGGAUUUUCUAGGGCUGACUGGAUCGGGGAAUAGCCGAAAUGUUGAUGUGAACGUUAAUGUGAAUGUGAAUGGGAGGAACUUGGUAUCGUUUACGAGGGGCAUAGAGUUGCCACCCUAUCAACAUGAUCACUCGCGGAUGAGGACUCAUCUCGGGUUUGGAGCCGAGCGCCGACCCGGAUCCGAAACUUGGGGAAAUUAUUAGGUUUUCGGUGAGCACUUGAGCUUGUUCGAGAUUACAGAAGUUUUUAUUUAUAUUUGCAUUUGUAAGACUGCCUGAACACCUCCCUGUUGGUUGAGAAAUUUCAAGUUUUGGUAAUAAUUAUGGCGGAAUAUGUACUAAGUAUUUAAUUUA
Molecule: messenger RNA, 1703 nt
Organism: Daucus carota subsp. sativus
Lineage: Eukaryota; Viridiplantae; Streptophyta; Magnoliopsida; Apiales; Apiaceae
Product: zinc finger protein BALDIBIS
Exons: 3
Coding region: 141-1553 (470 amino acids)
Cellular component (GO): nucleus
Molecular function (GO): DNA-binding transcription factor activity
Source: RefSeq, a predicted model, not a curated record